GCUAUUUUUUGAUAUCAGUCACCUCCUUGCAUACUAAUUUGAUGCACGUGUUCCGUUUUGAGAAAUAUAUAAGUUUGAAGUUUUUGGAGUUGUGUAUCACUGUGAACUCUGGUGUUACUCUGAGAUCUGGGAGACAUCUUUGAAGACAUCUUGGCUGACUUCAACUCGACGAGGGAGGACUUUGGAUCAUCCAACAUGGCUGUUCCUAUCUACUUCAUGUUUUUGGCGGUGCUGAUCGGGUCCAGUGUUGGCCAGCCAAUGCCAGGGGGAUCGCUUGUGGUUUACCAGCAAAUCGAUUCGCAACCGGUCAACCCGGCGCUACAGAAGAAGGUGACCGUUGGCGCGAAGGACACCACUCUGACCACCAUGACUAGUGGUGGUCCACCGGACUACAAAGUGCGAGAUACGAUCACCAAGGUCAUUCUGGCCCCGCCUGACUCACAUAGGAACAUCAACGAUCAUCAACUGAAGCACCUGUCAGUGAAUGAAAACUUGAAAACAUCAGCCAAAGGCACCAAAGAUGGACACCUCGAAAUUAGCGCCAGAACGGACAACAAACUGGCGCAAACUGUGGUACAUAAGGAUGGCAGGACGGUGACCACUACCAAGGGCGAACAGGAUGGUCACGCUUCAGCCACUGGGCACGGGAAGCUCACCGACCCCAUUCAUCAAAUGCAUAAGGAGACGAUGGAUUCCUGUGAACAUUGUGUCAAGAGAUCGCAGAGUGUGACUGAAGGCAAGGACAGCAAUUUGGUGAAGAGUCGCGAGGAGCGUGGCGACUGGAACUUCCACGACGAGAACACCAACAUGAAUGUACAUGACGCGAAACGCACAGCACACACUGACAACCAACGCAUUGCAUUCAAACACGAGAAUCUGCAGACUGCUGGAACCGUGCAGACUGUGCAUGAUGGCAAGAAUAAUGUCAUGAUAGGAGCCAUGCACGACGUACAUACGGAGACUGUGACGGGUAAUCAUGACAGCCAAUCAGCAACCAACGAAGAAGUUACAUCAGUUGGCAAAGUGAAGAGUAAGAGCAACAUCUAUAGGGAGAACGUGGAGGCUGCGGAUGUCCAUCAACAUCUCAUGAACGCCUACCAUGAAACGCCAAUGCACAAGUUCAUCAUGAACAACAAGCAAGUCAGAGAAGAUCGCUACCGCCAGCUCUCACUCAAUACCCACUAUGACACACAGACAAAGAAGAAGGACGGCACGAACGUCGACACACAUGCUGAGCGCAGAGUCAACAUGGACACCAGUCGGUUGCAACACACAGACGAGCUGAGAAUCAAGGCCAUAAACAAAGAAAAUCCCACGAAGCCAGCUUCCGAGGUGAAGAUGCAGGCGCGCAUAGUGGACCGCGAUCAUUUGCAGCUUAAUCAGCAUGAAAGACAACACACCACUACUACUAUGCCUAACGGCGGACGACGAGUGGUGACGAUCGACCAGGAGCGCAACCUCUCCAACAAACUUGACACAGAUGGAAGUCAUGCUGACCGGAAUCCACAUUUGUCGCAAGAGGUGCACAAUGCUGAGAAGGUUGUCACUCCUGCUGAUAGAACUCUGAUGCAGCCUCUCACUCAUCACUACAUUAUUUCCAAGAAAAAGUAGGAUUAUUUGAUAAUAAUCACACUUUUAAACGUUGAAAAUACAUAAUAAUAUUUAUCAUUACACUUUUCAACGUUGAAAUGGCAGGCAUUUGAUUAUCUGAUAGAUUAUCGAGGAUUUCAACUAUUUAUUGGAGCUUGUUCUAAGUUAAUCUUAUCUAGUUAGUUAUCUUUAUUCCAAAAUCAAUCAAUUACUCAUUCAAAUAGUGUAUUGAUUGAUUUAUUGAGUUUGUUGAUUGUUUAUUGAUUUUUUCUUUAUUGAUUCAUUAAGUUUGUUUUGUUUCCAACUAUUCCAAUUCAUUAAUGUUGUUUCACUCAUGUUAUUUUUACUACCUACCUAUUUUAGAUUAUGUUGACGAAUUUAAACUUGUUUGAUCCAUUAUAUCUCCAACAUAUUCUAUAAUUAUAUUCUACUGAAUAGGGAUGAAUUCUCCAUUUUAUUAGUAUAUAGUUGUUUUUCUCGUUUGUAAUCAUGUUAUAGACCUGUUAGUAGUAUUUUGGUAGCUAUAACUCAUAAUUAAAUGAGAUCUGUAUUACAAGAGAUGCAAGUGAUGUUAACUUUUGUUUGAUUUAUUUUUUAUGCAGGUCA
Nilaparvata lugens (brown planthopper) is the source of this 2196-nucleotide messenger RNA. RefSeq lists its product as uncharacterized. Bases 196 to 1611 code for a protein of 471 amino acids. The record is from RefSeq and is a predicted model, not a curated record. Lineage: Eukaryota; Metazoa; Arthropoda; Insecta; Hemiptera; Delphacidae. The transcript has 9 exons.